GGCACAGGGGCCACCAAUUCCUCAGGACAGCUGUGGCUUCUUUGCUGAGAUUGAAGAAGUUGCCUGAAAAGUUAAAAAGGACAGAAAACAAACACAAAGAGGAUAAAGGACCCAAGUUACAUACAGUGACCAAAGAAGAGAAGCCUAUAUUUCCCAAGGGAUGGGCUGAGGGUGUGGCUACUCCCCUGGCCAUAAAUGGCUUGGCCAGGGCUCUCUGGGAGCCACCUCUAGCCCUGCCUCUCCAGUUAGAUGCUUCUACUAAUGGGAGACACAAGCAAAACACCACCAGCAUGAAAGGAGCUUGCAGAAGACAGUGACUGCAGAGGAUUCCUGGGAGGCUGGUGGAAAUGGGUUUUUCACUAAACUUCACACUGCCGACUAACACGACCUUCUCUCCAGUUGUUACACGUGCGAAGGAAGCAGACUGCGGGCCCUCUGUUGGGUUAGCGGCAGGCAUCCCAUCACUGGCGGCCACAGCUCUGCUGGUGGCCUUACUUUUUACUUUGGUUCAUCGAAGAAAAAGAAGAAGAAGAAGAAGCAGUACAUCUGCUGAGGAAAGUGAGAGACCAUGUGAAAUUGUGGACAUCUAUGACAAUCCCAAGAUAUCUGAGAAUCCUAGGAGGUCACCUACACAUAUGAAGAAUACAGCAGGAGCACAAGAAGCCCACAUAUAUGUGAAGACUGUAGCAGGAAGCGAGGAGCCCCUGCCUGACACUUACCAUCCUCCUGAAGACAUAGAGAGAAGGAGGGGCCUGUGGUGGCUUAUCCCCAGACUGAGCCUGGAAUGAUGUGGCUUAGUCAAAGAGCAGACCUGGAGCUGAUGAGGGCUAAAAGCCCAGGAAUUUGUAUGUGGAGAGGAGAGAUGUCAAGUCGCUUCUUAACCAGUUCGCAUUUCAUUUGUAGACAUGGAAUACUUUGGGGUCAAUUUGUCUCUUCAAGGGACACUUCCAGAAAGGUUCACUCCAACUGUCAGGUCUGUUGCUUAAUAAACAGUGAAGUAACACAUGAGUUUGCCGUGCAUCGAGAUGGAGCUCCUAAAAUCCUGCCCUGGCUCUAGUGGGAAUCUGCUUUUGUGAUUUUGGGAAAAGACCUUGGUUUCUGAGUGUCUUGAAUUUUCAUCAUUUUUUUACACCCCUUUGCUCAAAAAGCUAUCAGGCCUAGUUUCUGUAGUAAUGUUGGCCAAACUCAACCCAGUACAAGUUAGAAUCUAAAUGAAACUCAUAUGAAAUGUGUGAAGGGAAGUAAUUUCUUAUUUCUUUAGUCUCAUGCUCUCCCAACUGAGAUAUGUUGACUCUGCAUUUCCUAUUUCUGAAUAUUUCAGAAUAAAAAAUCACGUGGAGCCACACAUUUUCUGACCACAGGGAAGGAUAUGACUGGGUCACAUCGUGCAGUAGCGGAAAGAAAAUUAGACCUGCCACUGAACUGCUGUAUGACUUUUGGAGAAUCAAUUAACCUCUGCAAACUUUAGUCUGGGGCUUGUUAAGGAGGGGGUUUCUAUUUACAUGCUUUUUGUGGUCACUGAAAAGUUUAAAGGAAAGCAUUUGCCACUUAAUAAGUACUAAAUUUUUACUUCUAUUUCUCUACUCAAUUUGCUACCUCUUAAUACUGUUGUCCAAUAAAAUCAAACAACUGAUUGUUACCUAUAUUUAAAGGUCACCAAGGAAAUAUUUAUGUCAAACAUUUUCCGUGGUCUGCAAUCCAAAUUGUUGACAUCUUAAGUUAAUUCUAGGUUGAUAUCUAAAGAUAAUUCUAGUAAUGUAUAAAAUUUUAAAUCUAGAUCUAGAUGUGAUCCUUACCCUUUAUAUGAACCAGUUAAAGCCAGGCACUUACAAGAUCUACAUUCCGAUUAAAGAGGCUUGGGGUGUUGCAUUUAUCCUCAAAGAUGCUGAAGGUGAGGGAGAUUCAUGUAUUCUAGUAAAAUGGCUUGCAUUUACAGUGAGAUGUUUUAAAGGCAAGACAAUGUGUGCCUCAUACGAUAGUUUCUCUAAUUAUCUUUGAACAUUGUGCCUUACAUGUAGUACUUAAAGAUACAAUUUUUAUUUAACCAUCAUCAUCAUCACAACAACAACACUACAACAGUCUUCAGAGAGAACAAGAAUGCCUGAGUCCACGAGCAGCACUGCCAUUUUGGCUUGAUAGGAACUGUCUUCAAAGAGAUUGAAUGGAAAAUCAGACAUUUCUGAAGUGAUCCUUAAUAUUGGACAACUAGUUUGUUCAGUUUUGUGCGAGUAACUGUAGAAUACAUCAUUCUCUGACUUUCUCUUAUCCCAGUAACACCUUUCCCAAUUUUCAGUCUUUUUGUCCCCUUUCUGCUUAACUCUUUCUACCUUUCUUUCACCUUCAAUACCAACGUCAUUCUCUUUAUGACUCUGGGUAAAUUAGUAGGUCAGAUAUUCCAUUGGUCCCCUAUCAUUCAUCACCUCAGCUUGUACCUGAGAUCAGAGAAUAUUUGAGUAAGGCAGUUCUGAAAUGGGUUGUCUGUGUGCAUGUGUUUGUGCCUCUGUGUGUGUGUGUGGGGGUGAAUGUGUGCAAAAGUAAAGAAAAGGGAGGGAAAAUGAGUUGCUGUAAGAGAUUACUAGAAAUAAGUGCUAAUGCAUCCUGUGGAGCUAUCUACAUUAAUGGUUACGACUAGCAUAUACUGACUCAUCUCUGCCGUGCUGUCCUCCUGCUGUUGGCCCCCUCACUUUUCCCCUUCAUUCAAUUACCUGCCCUGUUUGGUGGUCACCCUCUGCUACUGUUUCUGGAACCAGGAUCAUCUUUAUCUCUAGAAAAUUCUUCAGUGUUCUUUGUAGGGUUGGUUUGGUGGACCACCGGAUUUGAUGUUUGCCUUGCUGCAUUUUGAUCUUGCAGUGAUCCCAUUAGUUUUUAUAUCUUUAUUUCUUCCUUUUGGAAUGAAAAUUCUUCUCCUAUGUCAGGUGUAUGUAAUUUUCUUCUGAUUUUUAUAGAUAGGUUGGAGCACACUGCUAAGAGUCUCCCUUGAGUUACAGGGAAGCGAUGCUGAAACUGUUGGGAAUCUGGCAACUCUUACAGAUGGACUGAAUGCAGUCUGCAUAAAGAGAUGCACAUGAGUCUUUUGAGGGUCAGGAAUGUUUUUAUGGUUUCUAUCUUGAUAUACCACUAUAGCUUGCAAUCAUAGGGCUUUGGAAAGUGACUGGAUUAUGUGGAUUGAUUUGUUAGUUUCCUGGUGCUGGAACAAAAUAUCUGACACAAGUUAAAGGAGGAAAGGUUUAUUUUCACUAACAAUUUGUAGAAGUUUCAGUCCAUAGUUGGCUGGCUCCAAGGCAGAGCAGCAUGAAAGAGGAACAUGGCAGAGGAGAAACAGUCCACAACAAGGUAGGCAGGAAGCAGCAAGCCAGCCUUCCACCUUUCCCUUUGUAUUCCACCCAGGAUAGAAGCCUAUUGGUUGGUACUACCGACACUUAGGGUAGGACUUUCCACUAUCCAUACUAAGAUGCUAACCCACUCAGUGGACCAAUCCAAUGGAUUGGAUUAGUUAACCAUAACAGGGCCUUACAGCUAAGCUGCUUCUAGGAGGUGGGGUCUGGUUGGGAAGGUGGGCCACUGGGAGGGCCAUGGACUGGAAGGGUUUACCUCUCUCUGUAGCUCCUCCCUUUCAGUUUACACUUCCUGGAUGCCACUCCGUGAGCUGGUCUUCUCUGCCAUUCUCCUCUGCUAUGCUGCCCUAGAAUCAGCUGGCUAUGGACUUAAACCUACAAAAUGUGACAAAUAAACCUUUCCUUCCUUAAA
Messenger RNA from Cavia porcellus (domestic guinea pig), 3747 nucleotides. It is a transcript of the gene Opalin, whose product is annotated as oligodendrocytic myelin paranodal and inner loop protein. Bases 348 to 788 code for a protein of 146 amino acids. The transcript is spliced from 6 exons. Gene Ontology annotation, cellular component: plasma membrane; cell-cell contact zone. The record is from RefSeq and is a predicted model, not a curated record. Lineage: Eukaryota; Metazoa; Chordata; Mammalia; Rodentia; Caviidae.